Dendronephthya gigantea is the source of this 3473-nucleotide messenger RNA. Its product is annotated as deleted in malignant brain tumors 1 protein-like. Lineage: Eukaryota; Metazoa; Cnidaria; Anthozoa; Malacalcyonacea; Nephtheidae. The transcript is spliced from 10 exons. Gene Ontology annotation, cellular component: membrane. The coding region runs from base 79 to 3261 and encodes 1060 amino acids. The record is from RefSeq and is a predicted model, not a curated record.
UUAAGUGCCAAUGGCUCUGGUCGGGUUGAAGUAUUAUAUCAUGGAUUUUGGGGAACAAUCUGUGAUCAUGGAUGGGAUAUGAGAGAUGCUAGAGUUGUUUGUCGUCAACUUGGUUAUCCAGGUGCUGUCAGGGCACUCCAUAGUCAACAGGUUCCUUCCGGUUCUGGUCAGAUAUGGUUAAAUGAAGUUUCUUGUACUGGGAAAGAGGAAAACAUAACAAGUUGUCCUCAUUAUGGUUGGGGGGUUCAUAAUUGCGUACAUGACGAAGAUGCUGGAGUUGAAUGUUCUACAAUAGUUGUAUUACAAGGGCCGUUAAGUUCAAAGGGCACAGGACGUGUUGAUGUAUUCUACAAUGGACAUUGGGGAACUAUUUGCGAAGAGGGAUGGGAUUUGAGAGAUGCUCGGGUUGUUUGUCGUCAGCUUGGUUAUAAAGAUGCUGCAAGGGUACUUCUUGCUGGUCAGGUACCUUCUGGUUCUGGGCAAAUAUGGUUGUCUGACGUAGAUUGCAAAGGUGAAGAAAAAAGUAUAGCAACUUGCUCUCACAAAGGUUGGGGCUCUCAUCGUUGCUCUCAUCGCAGGGACGUCGGGGUGGAAUGUACAACAAAAGACUUUACAGAUACGCCUGUAUCGAUCAGAUUACAAGGGCCUUCGAGUAGAAAUGGUACUGGUCGAGUUGAAGUAUUUUAUCAUGGAUAUUGGGGGACAAUCUGCGAUUAUACAUGGGAUAUGAGAGAUGCCCGGGUUGUAUGUCGUCAGCUUGGUUACCAAGAUGUUGCUGGAAUUCUUCGAAGAGACGAGGUUACAUCAGGUUCUGGGCAGGUAUGGUUAGCUCGCCUCGCUUGCACUGGAAAAGAACAAAAUAUCACAAGUUGCUCUCACAGUGGUUGGGGUGUUGAUCCUUGCUCUCAUCGUGAAGACGCUGGCGUAAUAUGUAGUACAACAGAUUUAUCAGCUACACCUGUCGGUCUAAGAUUACAAGGUCCAUUAAGCACGAAAGGUAUUGGUCGUGUUGAAUUGUCGUAUCAUGGAUAUUGGGGGACAAUUUGUGAUUCUGGAUGGGAUAUGAGAGAUGCUAGGGUUGUAUGUCGUCAACUUGGUUAUAAAGAUGCUGCAAGAAUUCUUCAGAGGAGCGAAGUUCCUUCUGGUUCAGGGCAGAUAUGGUUAUUUAACGUCACUUGUACUGGCGAAGAACAAAAUAUCACAAGCUGUUUUCAUCGUGGUUGGGGGAUUUCUUAUUGUGAUCAUUCUCUAGACGCUGGUGUAGAAUGCAGCACGACAGAAUUUACAGCUACGCCUGUGAGACUAAGAUUACAAGGCCCAUUAAGUGCAAAUGGUACCGGUCGAGUUGAAGUACUCCAUCAUGGAUAUUGGGGUGCAAUAUGUGCUCGUGGAUGGAACAGAGAAAAUGCAAGGGUUGUAUGUCGUCAACUUGGUUAUGAUCCAGACGAUGCAAAGACUUUUCAGUGGAACCUAGUCCCUCCUGCCUCUGGACCGUUAUGGUUAAAAAAUGUCCGUUGUAUUGGAGAUGAACAGAAUAUUACAAGUUGUUCUUAUGAUGGUUGGGGGUUUACUUCUUGCUUAUCUGAUGGAGUGGCAGGUGUACAUUGCUACACGAUAGACUUCACUGGUGUACCUGUGAGACUCAGAUUACAAGGACCAUUAAGUGCCAAUGGCGCUGGUCGAGUUGAAGUAUUAUAUCAUGGGUAUUGGGGGACAAUCUGUGAUGAUGGAUGGGAUAUGGGAGAUGCUAGGGUUGUUUGUCGUCAACUUGGUUAUCGAGAUGUCGUUCGAACUCUUCAGAGAAACGAGUUUCCUUCUGGUUCAGGUCAAAUUUGGUUAUCUCGCGUCAAUUGUAGCGGAGAUCAGCGAGAUAUAACAAAUUGUUCCUACGGUGGUUGGGGAAAUCAUCGUUGUUCACAUCAUGAAGACGCGGGAGUUGAAUGCACAAAUACAGAUCUCAGCGCUUUACCUGUCAGACUAAGAUUACGAGGUCCUUCAAGUGGUAAUGGCACUGGACGUGUUGAAGUAUUCUAUCGUGGACAAUGGGGGACAAUCUGUGAUAAUGAUUGGGAUAUGAGAGAUGCUAGGGUUGUUUGUCGUCAACUUGGUUACAUAAAUGCAUCCAGAGCCCUUGACGGUGACCAGGUUCCUUCAGGUUCUGGGCAAAUAUGGUUGUCUAACGUCGAAUGUACUGGGGACGAACAAAACAUAACACAGUGUUCACACCGUGGUUGGGGACGACAUUCAUGCUCUCAUGCCGAAGACGCCGGAGUUGAAUGUUUAACCGCAAAUUUUCCCGCUAUACCUGUGAGGCUGCGGUUACAAGGACCGUUAAAUGCAAGUGGAAUUGGUCGUGUUGAAGUCUUCUACAAUGGACAAUGGGGAGCAAUCUGUGAUCGUGAUAGUAGAUGGGAUAUGAAAGAUGCUAAAGUUAUAUGUCGUCAACUUGGUUAUCAAUAUGUUGUUAGGACCCUUCAAAGACACGAGGUUCCAUCCGGUUAUAAGCAGAUAUGGUUGGAAUACAUUGACUGCACAGGGAAGGAAGAAAAUAUUGAAAGUUGUUCUCUUAGUAUCUGGGGGGAUAGACACUGCUCUGAUGAUGAAGUUGUUGGUGUUGAAUGCGCAACAAAAGAUGUCACUGGUAUGCCUGUUGAACUAAGGUUAAAAGGAUCAUUGAGUUCUAAUGGUUCUGGCCGCGUCGAAAUAUCCUAUCGUGGACGAUGGGGAACAAUCUGUGACGAUGGAUGGGGUAUGAAAGAUGCUCGGGUUGUAUGUCGUCAACUUGGUUAUAAAGAUGUUAUUAACGCUUCUUCUAGUGGAAAAAUUCCUCCCCGUUCUGGACCAGUAUGGUUAACACAUGUUUCUUGUACCGGAGAAGAAAAAAAUAUAGCAAAUUGUUCUCAUACAGGUUGGGGGAAUGUUUAUUCUUGCUCUCAUCAUGGAGACGCCGGAGUUCAAUGCUUUCGGAAAAUAGAAAAAGAAAAGUCACGUGGGGAAUUGGACAGCGCAGCUGAAUGGCCUACAUUUAUGGCAAUACCAGCAGUCAUCAUCGCUGGGAUUAUCAUUGCCAGUGUCGCGAUAUUUUAUCGUCGCCAAAGGUUAAGAAGAAUAAGGAAUAUUAAACCUGAUUCCAAAUCUCAACAUACAAUUAAAAAUCCAGUUUACGGUGAGUCAGAUCAAGUCGGUCUCAAACAAAACCAUUGGCAUUACGAGUCAGGAGAGGCCGCAGAUAACGUGGGUUACGUCACUGCCGUUGGCUAAAAUUAGCGCUUGCCAUUCUUUGCUAAUGAUGUCUUAAAAUAUGUAGUGUAGUGCGAAUUAUUUUUUUUUGUUACGAGCUGCAGACGUUAUAUAUAUAUUUAUAUUUUUAUAAUUAACAAUUAGACAGCGACACCGUAGGAUUUCUCUAUAGGAGCGAAGUGAACGAGACGGUCAUAGCCUACUAGUAGUGUAUAGAACUAAAAACAUUGUGU